Molecule: messenger RNA, 3739 nt
Organism: Penaeus vannamei (Pacific white shrimp)
Lineage: Eukaryota; Metazoa; Arthropoda; Malacostraca; Decapoda; Penaeidae
Product: leucine zipper putative tumor suppressor 3
Source: RefSeq, a predicted model, not a curated record
GCAUGGGCGACCUGAAGACGCUGAGCCACAACAGCUACUCGCUGGACCGGCGGGGGCUGGUGACGCCGCUGUCCUCGCGGGGCUACUACGACCACGCCGACAACAACAACAAGUACAACAGCCUCACCAAGCUCCACAACAACAAGAACAUCUCCAUGAACAACAAGAACAGCAGCUACAUCAGCCACAACAGCAGCAUGAGCAGCAGCAGCGGGAGCAACACGAGCGCCAUCAACAACAACAUGAACACGAGCGGCAGCAGCCACAACAGCAGCAACAACAACAACAGCCCCCCGUCGUACCCGCCGCCGCCGCCGCGGCCGCCGUCGCACCAGUCCACGUGCAGCAACAUCGAGGACGGCCAGCCGCACCACCACCGCCUGUCGGCCUACGACAACCGCCUGUCCAGCGCCUACGACAACGCCGCCGCCAUCGCCUACAGCCGCGCCAACGGCUACUCGUCCAGCAGCACGGACCUGCCGCGCUACGACAGCCUCAAGAACCUCUCGAGCGAGUACCACCACCAGUACCAGUACCACAGCCACCACCACCACCACGCGGCCGGCCCCGGCGGCGGCAGCGGCGGCGGCCUGCACCAGCGCAUGGGCGGCUCCGUGACCAACCUGUCGCGCAUGGGCGGCGGCCACCACACGGGCUCCGUGCAGGGCCUGGACCGCUCGGGCUCCACCGUGGCCCUGGACCGCUCGGCGUCCGUGAUGGGCUCCAACCUGGACCGCUCGGGCUCCGUGAGCGGCUCCAACCUGGGCCUGGACCGGUCCGUGUCCGUGACGGGCUCCAACCCCGGCCUCGACCGCACCAUCUGCGGCUCCGUGGCGGGCUCCAUCAGCGAGCUCACCCUCGACGAGCACCACCAGACGCCCUCGCCCUCCGACUCCGGCGUGGCGGAACUCGAGGCCAUGCUCAAGGAGAAGGACUCCGAGAUCAACACGCUCCGCGAGACCAUGGAGCAGAACGAGCAGGUGAUAUUCAAGGUGUAUGAGGAGAAGGAAAAGACGUGGGAGAGAGAGCUGAAGAAGAUCAGAGACUUGUACGACUCCCGCCUGAAGGCAGCGCAGCAGAAGGCCCUCAAGGUGGAACAGCAACUUACCACCCAAACAUACCAGCUACAGCAGGAGCGCAGGAAGCUGAUGGCAGAGCUGGAGGAGGUGCGCCGGGAGAGAGACGGCCACCAGAGUCAGACGGAGCAGUUGCGGAGAGAGCUCAGUACUCUGAGGACCCAACUAGAGGAGACAGAGUGGAACCUUUGUCAGAAGUCAGGGGAAAUCUCCUUGCUGAAAACCCAGCUGAAGGAUUCCCAGGGCGACCAGACAACGCGCGGCCACGAGCUGCUGCACCUGAGAGCCCAGGUGAGACAGUACCAGAACGAGGUGGAGCGGAGACGUUCUGAAAUCAAUUCGCUGCACGACCUCAUGGGUCAGCAGCGCCGUGAAUCUGGCGACCUGCGCCUGCAGCUGGACCAGGCGCAGCAGCAGCGCUCCCAGGCGAGAGCACACGACCAGGACCUGCUCCUCCAGGUGGACAAGUACAAGUCUGAGGUCGAAGGCAUGAAGCGGGAGAAUGAGCUGCAGAGACAGCAGUUUGAGGAAGAGCGCAAGAAGUGGACAGAGGAGAAGGAGCGAGUCAUACGCUACCAGAAGCAGCUACACCAUAACUAUGUGGCCAUGUUGGGCCGCAACCGCCAGCUGGAGGAGGAGGUGGCUAGGUUGACAGGGGUACCGCUGCCCCCCUUGAAGAACCUCAGCCCACCAAAACUGCCAGCCGUGUAUGCUGACAUCCGGGAUGCCCCGACAUCCCCACAAAUCUCCAGUGAGUCUCGAUGCUGACGAGGAACUCGCAUUGUGUGUCAUGCUGGUCAUGUGUACAGUCACAAGGAUAUAAAGUGUAUAAGAAAUGUACAGUCUCAGUGAUGUGUGUAUAAAUAUCAUGGAAAAUAUUUUAAGGAACAAUGGAGGCAUCCAUUUAGAAGUCUUACUUAGAUCAGAUCUGGUGCAAAGAGAAAACAGGAAGAUGUGAUUUGAACAGGACCUGUGUAAUUCAGGAAAGAAAUGUACCGUCAAUACUAAAAAUCAGAUAUUGCCUGGAUUGUCUGUCCUUCCCUGGGAGUGGUACCUUACUGUAAAAAAUAUAUUUUUCUCGUAUUCUUUGUUGGACAAGGACAUAGAAGGUGUCAGCUCUCCAGUGUUGGUCAUAGACGCUUCUGCAAGUGAACUGAUGAGUAGACGAACAGGAGGUCGCAAGAAAUGUAGCAUUGUCAUGUGCUGAUGUUCUGGCCUCUCUACCAUGAAGCCUCAGGAUGUGUGCGUGUAUCAGAAAUUGUACAUGUUAUAUAUAUUUAUAAAUAUAUAUAGAUUUCUAUUCUGUCUUCCUGAUAUUUUUAAUGUUACAGACUGCAGUGCCCAUUUUCAUAUCUCAUCGAGGUCCGAGAAAAAGGGGCAAAAAGACUCGCUGUUUGAUUUAAGAGAUUUAUAUAUAGAUACAAAGCAAGAUGGAAGAUGUUUGUAAUUUUUGUAUAGAAAUUUUUUUUAUUAAUUGUAAGAAUUUCUAAGCUAGGAAUACACAGUUUUAGUUUCUAGCCAAAGGUUAUAUUUAGUUGGAAUGUUACACUCAAAUUUUAAAGUUAAGGUUCAGUUGAUAUAGUUAACUGUUUUUACUGUGUACCUUUUCAGUCAUAAUCAUCCGGUUUUAUAGCUUUGAUCUAACUACUAUAGUUUCCAGUUAUUUAUUGCGUAUGAUUUUUUUGUGUGGAAAAUUUGUAUUACUAUAUUGGGCCUUUCAGGGGUUAGAUACUUCUAUAAAGGUAUUGUAUUGUAGUCCGAAGUUCCUUCUUUAGUCAAUACAAGAGUAAGCAGGUAAAUUGGUAACAGGAUGACAAAGACAACACUGUUUUACGAGAAAUUCAAACAGAUUCAUGUGUUCAUUUUAUCGGAGAAGUAUUGUGUUUUAUACUUGUCUGAGAUUGACUCAUUCCAAAAUAUUUUGGAACCCUUUUCUUUCCUAACCGAUUGAAAACUUGUCUUUGUGAAAUGUUGAAUCUACCUGCGAUGUAUUUUCAUAUUUUAUCUCCCUUUUAUUCAGUUUAAGGGGAAGCCCAUACUUCCCAAAAUGUGUGGAAUGACUUGUACCUUCCCACUCUACUUCUGCCGAUUCAUAUUCAGUUUUGUUUUUUACGUGCUCAUCAACCUUAAGCUGGACGUGGAUUUGCCUUUCUUACAUUUUUCUUUCGUGUACAUACAUUUUUAUGGUGAUUUUCUUGUCAUGACUUUUUUUCUUUUUUUGUGUUUUCUUGUCCAAUAUAAUGUUUGUUGCAUUUGCUGGUGGUUUUGAAACACUGAUUGACCAUCAGGGUUAUAAUUGUCAAAAGGAACAAAUGUCUACCAGUUAUGAGCUGAACGUUGUUAUAUUGAACAAGAACUCUAAUAUACACAUAUAUAUCAACUUGAUGCUCAAUAAUGUAGUAGCACUUUGGUUCUGGAGAGGACACAAUAUAUUUCAUAUAAUUAUAGAUAAAUAAAAGAAAAAAAUAUAUGUCAGGUGUGGAUUGAGAGAACUUUUGUGUAUUGAAACAUCCCAUUUGUUGUUCUCGGGUAAUGCCUUACCUGUCUCAGUUCCCGGAUGUACCACAUAGGAAAAGUUUCUCUGCUCGCUCAGUUACAUUGACACCUGAAAUCUGAGGGAAGUGUGAAGAAGCUAGCACAAAUAAAUGAGGAAUAUAUUAAGA